Micromonas commoda is the source of this 1620-nucleotide messenger RNA. RefSeq lists its product with no specific name. Bases 1 to 1620 code for a protein of 539 amino acids. The record is from RefSeq and is a predicted model, not a curated record. Gene Ontology annotation, cellular component: ubiquitin ligase complex. NCBI's taxonomy places the organism in Eukaryota, Viridiplantae, Chlorophyta, Mamiellophyceae, Mamiellales, Mamiellaceae. The transcript is spliced from 2 exons. Gene Ontology annotation, biological process: protein linear polyubiquitination; proteasome-mediated ubiquitin-dependent protein catabolic process. Gene Ontology annotation, molecular function: ubiquitin-protein transferase activity; ubiquitin binding.
AUGGCUGAACAGAAGACGUGCACGAUAUGCUUCACCGACGGUCCGGUGACCGAGGGCGUGUGCUGUCCCCACGCGCACUACACCUGCGCCGACUGCUUCGACGCGCACGUCCGCAACGAGGCCGGCAAGGAUCUGGCGCUCCUCGCCAAGUGCGACGGACGCAUCUUGUGCCCCCGCAACACCGCCGCGAACACCGACGCCGAUCGAUGCGACGCCCCGCACUUCCCCGACAAGGACAUCGCCGCCGCGGUUUCCAACGACACGUUCGAGGCGUACCUCGACGCGAGGUCCAAGCUCAGGGAACGACAGGUGGCGGAAGAGAUGGAGGCGCAGAUGGAGGCGCGACUACAGCUGGAAAGGGAACGCGCCAAGCGAGGCGCGGGAAAAGAGGAGAAGCUCCGCGUCGCCAAGGAGCACGUCAUCGAACACAUCCUGACGCUGGCGUGCCCGCGAUGCAAGCAGGCGUUCGUGGACUUCGACGGGUGCUUCGCAUUAAAGUGCAGUCGAUGCGCGGCGGCGUUUUGCGCGUACUGCCUAGCCGAUUGCGGGCGAGACGCGCAUCAACACGUGGGUUCGUGCCCCGAGGGCCAGGCGUCCGUCAAGGCGGCUAAGAAACAGAAGGGCGUGGGCGGGCGGGCGAUCGGCAACAUGCCCGCGACGGUGUACGGCACGAAGGAAGCUUUCGACGUGGCGCAGAAACGGCGGCGGUGCAGGUACCUGGCGCUGUACCUGGAAAAGUUGGACGCCGAUGGGCAGCGGGAAUUAAUCAAAGCGCUGGCGAUGGAGCUGCGGGACCUCGACAUCGCGGAGAAGGACGUUCGGCACUGGCAGAAGAAGGAGGCGAAGGCAAUGCAGGACAGGGCGGUGGCGCAGAGCAACGCGGCGGCGCGGCAGGCGCCCCGGCCGGCGCAGGGCGGUGCGCACGGGGGCCGCCGGCGUGGUGCCGCAGCUCGCGGGAUAUUGGAUGGAGCGUUCCACGUGGUCAACUUUGGUCGGGAACAACUCGAGAACGGGAUCUUCGACGCAAUCUUCGGGCACCGGCCCGCGCCGCCGGGUGGGGUUCCUGGUGGCGGGAUUCAUGCCGCGAACGCCGCUGCCGCCGUGCCCGGGUUCGUUCCCCCCGCGCCGGCGCCGAGGGGCGGCGCGAGAAGAAGGCGGGACCAGGCGCAGCUGCGGGAGCACAUCCGGCACAUCCCCGCGAUGAACGACGACGAGUUCGAGGAUCUCCUCGCGGCGGGGUUCUUCGACCAGCCGCCUCCGCCCGGCGGGCCGCCCGGGCUGAGGGGCAGGGCGCCGCCCGGCGCGCCGAACGGCGGGCCCGCGCCGGGUGAGCUACCGGAAGGGGUCAUCGGGCCCAUCCGGCGCGCGAGGAUGGAGCGGAAAAAACGCGAAGCCGAGGAGCGAGCCAACGCGCCGCCCGUGGUGGUGGACCUGAGCGGGCGGCGGGCGAGCGGCGGCGGGGCGAGCGGCGGUGCGGUGACGGUGACGGUGGACCUCGUCACCGGGGAGGAGACGCGGUCGGGCGCGGGUUCUCCGGCGACGAAGCGGAACCGGAGCCGGCGAUCUAGCGGGGCGGCGCCAGCUGGCGGAAGCGACGCGGUCGUCGUCGACCUGACGUGA